AUGUCGUCCAGAUACAGAGUCGAAUAUCAUUUGAAAUCGCACCGUAAGGACGAACUGAUCGAAUGGAUCAAGGGCCUGCUCGCAGUGCCUUUCGUCCUACAUUCGGCAUCCGCAGAUGAGAGCCGAGUUGUGAUCCGGCAACGUUACGCCGACGUGUUCCGAGCCGUUGAGGGCAUGGUGCAAGACGAGGUAGACAUCAGCCUGCAACAAGGCGAGUUUGCGAAUGGACGCGUCGUGCGAUCUCGGCUUCACCAGCUGGUACCCUCAAUUGGGCCGUUUUUCACUCCGCUGCCGUUGGAGCAAGCUUUCCUGCUCGAGGACAAGCGACGCGCCAUAUCUGCGCGUACCAUGGUCGCGCCCAGCUUCAACGACAUUCGACAUGUCUUGAACGCAGCGCAGAUUUUGAACAUGCGCGAGGCAGGCAAUGUCAAGCUAGUCACGUUCGAUGGGGACGUGACGCUGUACGAGGACGGUGGAUCUCUGACCAAGUCCAGCAAAGUGGUGCCGUACUUGUUAGAGCUAUUGCGUCGUGGCAUCCACGUCGGUAUUGUCACCGCUGCUGGUUACGAUGAGGCUCGCAAGUACAUGGAGCGAAUGCAUGGACUGAUGGAAGCGCUACACACUGACACGACAAUCACACCCGAGCACAAACAGAACCUGGCUAUCAUGGGCGGUGAGUCCAACUAUCUAUUUCGUUACGACUGUGUGGAGCAGGGGCUCGUGGCCAUCGACGAGUCGCACUGGUUGCUGCCGCAAAUGCAGCAAUGGGCCUCACAGGAUCUCACAGACACAUUGGAUCUGGCAGAGUCACUACUGCACGACUUCCGCGCAUCGCUACGCCUGCCAGAUGAGGCCACUAUCAUCCGUAAGCCACGUGCCGUAGGCAUUGUACCUGGGAAUCGUUGGAAUCCGGAAACACAGAGGACCAUCCGUGUAAAGAUGGAGCGUGAACAGCUCGAGGAGAUGGUUCUGACGUUGCAACACACGCUGGAACGGUUUGCACCUGCUGCGCGCAUCCAAUUCAGCUGUUUCGACGGUGGAAGCGACGUGUGGUGCGACAUCGGGGGCAAAGAUCUUGGUGUGCGCGCGCUGCAACACUACUUCAGCCCCUCCUCGCCCAUUGAACCCAGCGAAACUCUCCAUGUGGGCGAUCAGUUUGCCCCGAUGGGUUCGGCCAACGACUUCAAGGCCCGUCUUUCUGGCUGCACCUUGUGGAUUGCGUCUCCACAAGAGACCAUAGAGGUGCUGCACGAUCUGACGCACGGCUUCGAUCACUAA
Molecule: messenger RNA, 1278 nt
Organism: Lachancea fermentati
Lineage: Eukaryota; Fungi; Ascomycota; Saccharomycetes; Saccharomycetales; Saccharomycetaceae
Source: the annotation of a GenBank genome assembly